CAGACGGAGAAAAAUUUUUACAGAGGAGCCCCGCCUGAAUGGUUAAACUUUCACUUAAGUGAACAGGCAGAGUCAGAUGGCACUGGAAGGCCUUUUAUUAAACGAGAUGGAUACGAUACACUUGUGCAACAAAUUCACCAAAGAAGAAAACUCCCUGGACCAUCAACUGUUAAACUGUUCCACCAGCCAGGAUGUGGGGGAACCACAUUGGCCAUGCAGGUGUUGUGGGACUUGCGGAAAACCUUCAGGUGUGCUGCUUUAACAGGUUCAACCUCAAACAUUACAGAUGUUGCAGAGGAGGUGGUCCACCUUUUCACAGCUGGCAGUCGAGGCCACCAGAAUACUGUGCUGCUGUUACUGAAGGAUGAGCAGAAUUUGGAUGAUCUGCAAGAAAAAAUUAUGAUGAAGAUUGCUGAACAGGAGAUAGUCACCAAUAUGCCUGUAGUGAUUUUCCUCAGCUGUAUUAGAAAUGAUGCAGUUCUGCACAGUGACCAUGUUUUCCUACAGGAAGUGCUUUCUGAGUCAGAGAAGCAAAAGUUUAAUGAGAAAAAGGAGGAGCUCAGCAGAAAAUACGGUGAUAAAUCAAAGAAGUUCCAUGGCUUUAACAUAAUGCAAACUAGUUUCUCUCAGGCUUACAUCCAGGAGGCCUGUGCUGUGUUCAAAACAAUCAAGAGAGCAAACAAAUCACAGAAGACCCAGCUUGCUGCCUUCCUGUCCCUGCUGAAUGCCUAUGUACCAGGCUCAUAUCUCCUGGAGUCUCAGUGCCUGGACUUAUUCAAAUGUGAAGACUCCAUCCAUGGAGACCUUUCAUUGGAGGACAGAAUGAAGCCCUUUAGUGAUCUCAUCAUCACCUUCCAACGAGAUACCAGAUCUGAAAAAAGAGUCUGCAUGGCUCACCCUAUGAUAGCAAAGUGUUGCACUGAGAUGAUGGCUGAGGCAGGUGUGACCAGAAGUGACACAACAAGAAACCUCCUGACCUGUUUGUGCAGCGAUGAGGUUCCUCCAUCUUUGCUUGGUUUUGUCAAAAACAUGUUAACCAAAAGAAGACCAAAACCAAAAGAAUGUAAAAUUGAAGAGAGCCCAUUCAAAAAUACAGAGAGUGAAGAGGACAAAGAAAAGUUUUCUAGACUGAUUCUCGACAUUCAAAAGAUGGAGGACAAGGCUCAGUGUGCAUCAGUUUUAAAGGUGGCAACAAAACAAUUUGAUCAAAAUCCAUUUUAUCCUCAGGCACUUGCUCGUUUCUAUUAUAUAGAAAUAAAAGACUACAACAAGGCAAUAAUGUGGGCAAAGAGAGCAAAGGAAAGAGAUCCCCAAAAUUCAUUUGUUGCUGAUACACUGGGACAAGUCUACAAGAACUGUUUGAAGAACAAAGAGCAUCCUGUCAAACCGAGAGAGAUUUUGCAACUGGCCACAAAAGCCAUUGAAGCUUUCAAAGAUGAAGAAGAACUUGCUGAAAAAGAACAUGGGACAGACGAGGAAGACGCUAGAAAGAUCAAAAUACCAUGUGUUUUUAACAUCAGAGGGCAGAUUGGUUACGUGCAGGUUUGCAACCUUGUGUAUGACCUCACAAAGCGUGCGUCCAUGAGCUCAGGCAACAAACUCCUAAAUGAUCUAAUAAGCAGAGACGAGGUUGAGAGAAAAUGUGCAUUUCUUGAUAAAUAUCUGACCUACUCAAAGCUUGACAUGAAGAAAGACGAUCCCUCAUACAUUUCUAAAGACAUCGCAGAAUGCUGCAGGAAAUAUGUCAGAGAUGAACAUUUCGAAGAAAAAGUCAAUGAUUUCAUCCAGAAGCUUAAACAAAUCCUGGCAGAAACGUCCGCCGGAGUACUCUUGUGUCUUGACAGAGAAUACACUGAAGCAGAGCUUAAAGAAGUCACUACAUGGUGGGAAGAAAUCUUUCUACAUUCCUCUUGCAAGUUUUUAAAUGCAUUUGGACAGAAAAUGCCACUGACCUCCAAAGACGCACCUGAGCUCCACAUGUUAGCCCUCCUCUUGUACUGGCCAACAGAUAGUCAAGACAAAUGUGUGUUUGACCUUAGUCAGUUAAUUCAGUGUAUGCGCUGUUCUUAUGACCAUGCGUAUAAGAAAUACUUUCGAUCAAGGUACCUCCGCCCUCUGUUUUUCAUUGGAAAAGGUCAAGAUCUGAACAGAAUUGUUCACAGAAAGGUCCUCGAGGGAUUGGUUCUUGGGCAGAAUAAGGAAACAAUCCAAGAUUGGAGCAAUGAGAAGAUUUUCAAAGAUCCCAUUGUCCAAGCACUCCUUCUCAAAAUUGAUGGGGUGGUACAAAACUACAAAGUCUAUGCAACUGUUGGUGGCACAGCAACUGAAGUAGAUGCAAACCUACGAAACAGCCUCUGGAAACCACGCCAAGUUUCCUUUUACAUUGGAUUUACCAUCAGAGGACCUGUAGCCUUUUGCAUCCAGACAGAAACUGCGGAAAAGG
This is a messenger RNA of Micropterus dolomieu (smallmouth bass), 2443 nucleotides long. RefSeq names its product sterile alpha motif domain-containing protein 9-like. Gene Ontology annotation, cellular component: cytoplasm. Gene Ontology annotation, molecular function: protein binding. Lineage: Eukaryota; Metazoa; Chordata; Actinopteri; Centrarchiformes; Centrarchidae. The annotation marks the transcript as partial. The transcript has a single exon. The record is from RefSeq and is a predicted model, not a curated record.